Molecule: messenger RNA, 2348 nt
Organism: Apodemus sylvaticus (European woodmouse)
Lineage: Eukaryota; Metazoa; Chordata; Mammalia; Rodentia; Muridae
Gene: Map2k5
Product: mitogen-activated protein kinase kinase 5
Exons: 22
Coding region: 690-2036 (448 amino acids)
Biological process (GO): protein phosphorylation
Molecular function (GO): protein binding; ATP binding; protein kinase activity
Source: RefSeq, a predicted model, not a curated record
CCACUUGUCAGCUCCCCGGGUUCCGGCGCCAUCGCGUUUUGGUUCCGGAGUAACAGCGGUCUAGCGGCCGCCUUCCUCCUCCUCCUCUCGGCGCCACCUCCACCGCCGAGACGCGGGCCUCAGUCGGCCGAUCUCGCACGCACCGCGCCCUCCGGUUCCGGCUGCGGCCCGGGACCGGUCCCCUGACUCCUCGGCCCUGGCCCCGCCCUGCCCGGAGGAGGGCAGGAGGCACCGGUGCACCUCCGAAACAGCCCCGACCCAGCUCACGGCGCCCGGCCACCUUCCCUUGCCCACCGAGCUACUCAGGACUGCAGGACCCUGGCCGCUGUACCUGCCUUAAACUAGGCCGUUACUCUGCUGUCUCUUCUUACCUACAAGGACUACAAAAUGCUUGUAGGUUCUGUUUUGUCCACUUUUGUAACUCCAGGACCUUCCGCUCUCUACUAAUUCCUCUUGGCCCGUACCCCUUCCCCAGUGCAUCCUCCUCCAGAGACACUCCACACGACCUGGGCCUGGUUCAGGGCCUGCAAGCUCCCUCUGAUCGCCCCUCUUCACUUCUCCCCACCUUCCUGCUCCCUGUUUAUCGCUUGCCUUCAGUUUAUCGUUCCUCUUGUCACUUCUUGGGGCUCCUCCUAAGUAGGGGCCAGUUGGGACCCCUUGCCCCAGGAUGUGAGACCCUUUAACCUGUAAUGCUGUGGCUGGCCCUUGGCCCCUUCCGUGCCAUGGAGAACCAGGUGCUGGUGAUUCGGAUCAAGAUUCCAAAUAGUGGUGCGGUGGACUGGACCGUGCACUCCGGGCCACAGUUACUCUUCAGGGAUGUGCUGGAUGUGAUAGGCCAGGUUCUGCCUGAAGCAACAACGACAGCGUUUGAAUAUGAAGAUGAAGAUGGUGAUAGGAUUACAGUAAGAAGCGAUGAAGAGAUGAAGGCAAUGCUGUCCUACUAUUAUUCCACAGUAAUGGAACAGCAAGUAAAUGGCCAGCUAAUAGAGCCGCUGCAGAUAUUUCCAAGAGCCUGCAAGCCUCCUGGGGAACGGAACAUACAUGGCCUGAAGGUAAAUACACGGGCUGGACCAUCUCAACACACCAGCCCUGUGGUCUCAGAUUCUCUUCCAAGCAAUAGCUUGAAGAAGUCCUCAGCUGAACUGAGAAAGAUACUGGCCAACGGCCAGAUGAAUGAACAAGACAUCCGGUACCGAGACACCCUUGGUCACGGCAACGGAGGCACGGUCUACAAAGCACAUCAUGUCCCAAGUGGGAAAAUUCUAGCUGUAAAGGUUAUUCUCUUAGACAUUACACUGGAGCUUCAGAAGCAGAUCAUGUCUGAGUUGGAAAUUCUUUAUAAGUGUGACUCAUCGUAUAUCAUAGGAUUUUACGGGGCAUUUUUUGUAGAAAACAGGAUUUCAAUUUGUACAGAAUUCAUGGAUGGGGGCUCUUUGGAUGUAUAUAGGAAAAUUCCAGAGCACGUCCUUGGAAGAAUUGCAGUAGCAGUUGUUAAAGGCCUUACCUAUCUGUGGAGUUUAAAGAUUUUGCACAGAGAUGUGAAGCCCUCCAACAUGCUUGUAAACACAGGUGGACAGGUCAAGCUAUGUGACUUCGGUGUGAGCACACAGCUGGUGAAUUCUAUAGCCAAGACGUACGUUGGAACAAAUGCUUACAUGGCACCAGAAAGAAUUUCAGGAGAGCAGUAUGGGAUCCAUUCUGACGUGUGGAGCUUAGGAAUCUCUUUCAUGGAGCUUGCUCUUGGGAGGUUUCCAUAUCCUCAGAUUCAGAAAAACCAGGGAUCUUUAAUGCCUCUCCAGCUUCUGCAGUGCAUUGUUGAUGAGGAUUCGCCGGUGCUUCCGCUUGAAGAGUUCUCGGAGCCAUUCGUACAUUUCAUCACUCAGUGCAUGCGGAAACAGCCCAAGGAGAGGCCGGCGCCUGAGGAGCUCAUGGGUCACCCAUUCAUCGUGCAGUUCAAUGACGGAAACGCCACUGUGGUGUCCAUGUGGGUGUGCCGAGCUCUAGAGGAGAGGCGGAGCCAGCAGGGGCCCCCGUGACACCCCAGUAGAACACUGACCACCAAGGACCAGUUAUCAGGACACAACAAGCCACGACCCCCGUCUGCUGUACUGGCCCAGCCUCUGCUCUCACCUCGUGCCCUAUCUAGGGAGCCCUCAAGAGGGCCAGCCUCUGCUAAGUGGGGGAGGGGACACUGACUAUGGCAGGUGGAGAUGGUGCAGGGUGGGGGUGGUGAGGUUAUAAAAAUAUGGAACCUCCCUGGCCCCAGCCCCUUAUCUUUGCCUACUGUUCAUUGUCAAGGGUCAGACCCUACCCACAGCACUGAUGCAAAUAAAAGUAUUAUUGCUUUG